AUGGCAACUGAUACGGCGGUUCCUACAUCAGAACUUCAGGCGGAGGCACCGGCCACCGUGGAGAAACAACCUCACAAGCUCGAAAGGAAGUGGACGUUUUGGUUCGACAAUCAGUCGAAACCGAAACAGGGAGCCGGCUGGGGCUCCAAUCUCCGCAAGCUUUACACUUUCGACACAGUCGAGGAGUUCUGGUGUUUAUAUGACAAGAUAUUCAAACCAAGCAAGUUCCCCGCACCUUCCGACUUUCAUUUAUUCAGAUCUGGAGUGGAGCCCAAGUGGGAGGACCCAGAGUGUGCUAAUGGGGGAAAGUGGACUGUAACUAGCAGCAAGAAGGCUGAUCUGGAUACCAUGUGGCUUGAAACUUUAAUGUCUUUAAUUGGGGAGCAAUUUGAUGAGGCUGAUGAGAUAUGCGGAGUGGUUGCCAGUGUGCGCCAACGGCAAGAUAAACUCUCGUUGUGGACCAAGAAUGCAGCCAAUGAAGCAGCUCAGAUGGGCAUUGGGAAGAAGUGGAAAGAGAUUGUCGAUGUCACUGAUAAGAUUUCCUACAGUUUCCAUGAUGACUCCAGGAGGGAAAAAUCAGCAAAAAGUCGAUAUCAUAUACCAUGGCAGUCAUGA
Striga hermonthica is the source of this 615-nucleotide messenger RNA. The record is from the annotation of a GenBank genome assembly. NCBI's taxonomy places the organism in Eukaryota, Viridiplantae, Streptophyta, Magnoliopsida, Lamiales, Orobanchaceae.